AGCGUUUGGUUAGUAGCUAUUCUAUUAACCAAACGUUCCCUACCUUGUUUCUAUUGCAUAAUAUACUAGCGGGAAAUCGACGAAAUUUAGCGGCAAAAUUUGAAAGUAUCGAUUAGUUUCGGAAGAAAAUGAAGAUGGAGAAAUCUUCAGAGGGAUUGAGGAGGGGAGACAUUGUAUGGGCAAGAGUUGUAUACCCUAAAAAAUGGUGGCCUGGUCUGAUUUUGAGUAUCGACGUUUUUGGGAUCGCUGUUUCAUUCUUCGACGGCGGCGAGAAUCCUCGCUAUUUCUUAGAAACGGAGGUGUGUUCCUUUCAAGAGAACUUCGAAUCACUGAUUGGGACUGUUAAAAACUGCAGUAAAGGGGAGGAAUUGGUGGAUGCUGCCCUGAAAUUGAUGUCAAAACGGGUCACUUCAAGCUUGAAAUGCCUGUGCCAUUACCGGCCACCACUGCAAAGUGAUGCAAUUUCGAGGCGGAGCAAGAGAAGUAGGAGAGGGGAUUUCUUUCGACCGGAUGCGGUGUUGGCUUUUGUUCUUGGCUUGGCAGUUUCUCCCUUUGUUAGUAUUUCGGAUUUCAUCUACGCAGUUAACGCAUCUGCGCAGCUUAAUGCGUUUCGCAAUUAUGUAGUAAGCAAGCAAAAGCUGUUUCGACAGCCAGAAGCAACGAGGGAUCACCACGAGAGGGACGAUUUUAAUUGUUUAUCUCCUCCGCUUGCUUUAGGUGCUUGCUCAGGAGUUCAAAAAUCAGAUGCUUUUGAGCUGGAAUUUGAACCCUUGAGUGAUGAUCAACCUAACAGUGGGUCUUGGAUUCAAACUGAGGAAACCCAGUUGCAAUCACUGCAUGAACUGCUGUUAAAGUUGCAUAGUCUUGCUUUAGAUACAAACUAUAUGAGGGGAGAAUUCUUGAAUGCAGUGAAGCAGAAAAUUUUGACGAUCAGAUAUUGUGCAUACCAAACUAUCUUGAAUACUGGGACUGAAAAAUGCUCUUGCAGAAGCAAUGCCGUUCAAUUUUCUCGGACUUGCUAUAAAAAGAGUCGGCCAAGUGUCAAGGUUGUUGAAAAUGAUUGUAGGGAUAUUUCUACCCCUCAUAAAUCAAAUUUCCCAUGUCCUAUUAGCUUCCUGGGGUCAAAGAGGAAUUACAAUUAUCCUGUUGAUUCUGAUUUUUGUUUUAAGUUCUGCAAAACUACAACUCUCUUCUCAAUCAAUGGAGCUGAUGCUGAUAUUCAGAAACGCAAAGCUGGACCCAAUGUAUGCAUGUUCGGUACUUUGAUCUCACAGCCUGCAUUAGCAAACCUUUAUUUGAAGUGUUGCAACACCAUGCCCUUUUCCUUCUCCAAUGGCACAGAUGCUCACUUACAAAUAAACAGAAGCAGAUGUGAGGCAAGUACUUCUGGUGCUUUUUUCUCAGGGUCUCAAGUAGGGGUACUUACCGUUGAUGCAAGGUCAAGAACCACAAAUUACCUAGCAUCUCCCUGUGCUGCCAAUCAAACACAGAUGGAGCCUUGCAAUAGUGGUGAUGCAACUUCUGUGGAAACUAAUAGACAAGAAAGCACUGAUGCGAGUUUCAGAGACAGCUCUAUGGAUGGUGACAAUGAAACUGUUGUGGAAAUCAAUAAACAAGUAAGAACUGAUGCAGCCUUCAGAGACCGCUCUAUAUAUGGUGAUGUUGGAUCAUCCGUGGAAACCAACAAACAAGUGAGCAAUGUAGUUUUCAAGGACAGCUAUAUGGAUGUUGAUGAUGACACAUUAACGGAAACCAAUAGACAAGUAUGCGCUGAUGCAACUUUCAGAGACAGCUCUGUGGAUAAUAAGAAGCUUCACCUACUUUUUACUUGUCAUGUUCCAUUGAAGCCACAAGCAGCUCAGCAAUCACCAUAUGAUACAAUUGCCCAUAGUCGAUCUUUGUGCAUGAAAUUCCCGAAGAAUUUUAUUCUUCCAUUAAAGAAGGAUUUGAUAAGGAAAUUCAGUAUAUUUGGCGAAGUAGAUUCAUUUAGAACCAAAAUCUAUACACGAACUGGCGCCGCCCUGGUGGUUUUCUUACACCAGCUUGAUGCAGUGGCUGCUUAUCAGUAUGCAAAAAGGAAAAGAAAUAUAUUUGGUGAACCAAAUAUCCUGUUUUGGCUUGACUACCCACGUGAGAAAAAGAGAAGAAAAACCAAGUUCAUAGUCCCCCUGCCAAACCUAAAAUCCUGCCUCAAAAAAUCAGAUUUGCAUGGACGAGAGGAUAAGAAGUGCACCAAAAGGGUGAGGUUUCUAAUGGAAACAUAGAUUACAUCACUGCACGGGUGAUUAGAUUCCGUUAUAUGUUGAUUUCUCUCUGAAAAUUGUUGCGAAAAAUUGCGCUUAUGGACUGCACUUGUUCUGAGAGUGCAAUUUUGUUAUUGUUAGUAGGUAAUGUAUGACUACCAGAAGUUUCAUGAGCAACCGAACUUGUAUAGCUUUUGUGAAACUCUCUUAUGUUCUGUACUACAUUAAUAAUGAUGUAGCGAAACAUAAUAUGAAAUACAGAAUUGCUCCUCUCUGGCUGCUUUGUUA
Messenger RNA from Manihot esculenta (cassava), 2531 nucleotides. RefSeq lists its product as uncharacterized. The record is from RefSeq and is a predicted model, not a curated record. The transcript has 2 exons. Lineage: Eukaryota; Viridiplantae; Streptophyta; Magnoliopsida; Malpighiales; Euphorbiaceae. Bases 129 to 2264 code for a protein of 711 amino acids.